UAGCACUAGUUCAGCUCGGAGCGAAACCUAUCGACGUGAAAGUGAAUAGCAUUUUUUAUUUUUUCCCAUUAAUUUGCAUUUUUUGCAAGCAAUUUAUGGCCAAAAAAUCAAUCGAGUGCAAAGUGUAUUAAGUGCCACGUGCGUGUGACAAUCUAAAGGUGGUGCUCAAAGCUGAAACCUACACCUAGAUUGCAAAUAUUCGGAGACGCAACACAGCUGGCCAACAAAAACAACAACAACGGCAACAUUGAGAGUAGCAGCAUCGUUUUGUUGUUAUUAUUUGUUGUAUUUGUGGCUGGGCCUACGUGAUUAAAAUUGCCCAGAGAUAUUAUAGUAUAGUCGAAGAGUCCAAAUAGCGAAACGAGGUCUGGCGAAAUGGCCUAAAAGAGACAAGCAAUCGACGCGGCUUUUUCUGCGAUUAAUUGUUGUUGUCGAGAGAAUUUUCUUGCUAUUCUCACGUUGCCAAGGUUAAACUGGCGUCGUUGCCAAUAUAUAUGCAGUAUAUAGAAUGAUGUGAGCAGGGAAAGAACGGGACAUGCAGAAGCCACAAUCACGUUGUGCCAUUUGUGGCACGCCACAGCAGCUGUUGCGCUGCGCCAAGUGCAAAAGCGUUUACUAUUGCUCUAUAGCGCAUCAGCACCUAGAUUGGCCCACACAUCGCAAUGAUUGCCGUCUCCUGGCGCGACACAAACAGUUGAACAACAACAACAAUAGUGGCAACAACAAGAUACAGCAGCUGCAACAGGCGGCAGCCACAACACUGGAUGUCAGUGGCGCCAACUGUUCGACGGCACAGAUGAUGACGCCCGCUGCUCAAGCUCAGAGCUGGCCAAAUGAGCUGGACGAGCUAUUCAAUUACUUUGGUCAGCCCACAUUGGCAACGAAUGUUGCGCAAACUUCGAGCGAUAGUCAGCUGCAACAACAACCGCAGCGGCCACAUCAUGAGCAACAUCCGCAUCACAAUCCCAGUCAUCAUAGUCACAAUGGCGAGAGGAGCUCCAGCUAUCAGAUUGGAAUCACGGAUGCCAGUUUCAUGGGCAGCGGCAGUGAACGUCGCUAUGAGGACUUAUGCCGGAAUAUCAUCAACGACAUGAACCAGUAUGGACUCUCAGUGGUGGACGAUUUUCUGGGUAUGGAGAAGGGUCUGAAGAUCCUUAACGAGGUGCGCAGUAUGUACAAUGCUGGCGCCUUCAAAGAUGGCAUGUUGGCGAAUAUGAAAAGCGAUGUGCAAUCGUCGACACCGCGCGGCGAUAAGAUUCGGGGUGAUAAAAUAACUUGGGUCGGCGGCAAUGAGCCUGGUUGCAGUAAUGUCUGGUAUUUGACCAAUCAGAUUGAUUCUGUCGUGUAUCGAGUGAAUACCAUGAAGGACAAUGGCAUCCUGGGCAACUAUCACAUUCGAGAGAGAACGAGAGCUAUGGUUGCAUGUUAUCCCGGCUCUGGCACACAUUAUGUGAUGCAUGUGGAUAAUCCUAACAAGGAUGGACGAGUCAUUACAGCCAUUUACUACCUGAAUAUUGACUGGGAUGCCAAAGAAAGUGGUGGAAUACUGCGCAUACGUCCAACGCCUGGCACAACUGUGGCUGACAUUGAGCCCAAGUUCGAUCGCCUGAUAUUCUUCUGGUCGGACAUCCGCAAUCCCCAUGAAGUUCAGCCAGCUCAUCGCACCCGCUACGCCAUUACCGUAUGGUACUUUGAUGCCAAGGAGCGUGAGGAGGCACUGAAGAAUGCCAAAUUGAAGAGCAGCCAGACGAACAAUGCUAGCGCGAUAACGCAGCAGGCGGAACCCGAUUCUACCACCACUCCACAAGCUGCAACACCACCAAUAGUUGCUGCUGCCACCUCCAGCUCCAGCUCCACUAUCAGCUCCAUCCCCGCCGCAUCAGCAGUGCCCACGGCAAAUAAAGCCCUGACACCCGCCAGCAUGAAUACGGGCAGCGGAGCCCUCAACGCAAAUGUCGCGAAUAGCUCCUGUGCGGCUAGCAAUGAGAUUUGCACGUAGCCUGUUGGCUUUGUCAGCUAACUGGCUUCCUUCUGUAUAUAUCUAGAGUCUAGACUAUGGGCAGAACGAUGCUGGACAACCAAAAAAAAGUGUGCAUUUUAUCAACACGCACCCAUUGUAAAAAAUACUAGUUAAAAACUAUUUAUACCUAAUUGUUAAGUAAGCUACAAAUAUGUGAAGUGUAGUCAGGAAAGAUUUAACGAGACGAACAACCUUUUGUUUUGUUGCUUGUUUUGCCUCAAGGAAAAGAAUGGAAACUACACUCGUCUGACCUAUAUAAAUGUGAAUCAAAGCUCCUUUAGUCAUAAAAAGUCUCUAGUUGUAGGUACUAAGUCGUAUGUUUAGUUAUUUUUGCAUUAACCCUUAGCUAACUGCCUUAUCAGCGUCAUGUUGAUUGUUAUUUUUUAUUAAUCAUUUUCUUGUAAUUCGAGUUGUAUAAACAGUACAUAAUCAGGAUUUAGUUUCAGCUGCCAAAGUAUUAUAGCUAAAACGCAGCAUCAACAAGACCAACAAAUUUUAUUGCUUGAUUUUUUAUCUCAAUUUUUGUAAUACUGAAUUUGGUUGUCUUGUAUUUUAGUCCACCCCGCUCCCAUUAAUGGAAAAAUAACAAGAAACUGUAUCAAAAAAUCUCUUUAAUAAGCCUCA
Messenger RNA from Drosophila albomicans, 2644 nucleotides. It is a transcript of the gene Hph, whose product is annotated as egl nine homolog 1. Gene Ontology annotation, biological process: peptidyl-proline hydroxylation to 4-hydroxy-L-proline; cellular response to hypoxia. Lineage: Eukaryota; Metazoa; Arthropoda; Insecta; Diptera; Drosophilidae. The record is from RefSeq and is a predicted model, not a curated record. Gene Ontology annotation, cellular component: cytoplasm; nucleus. Bases 536 to 1999 code for a protein of 487 amino acids. Gene Ontology annotation, molecular function: L-ascorbic acid binding; peptidyl-proline 4-dioxygenase activity; ferrous iron binding. The transcript is spliced from 5 exons.